Molecule: messenger RNA, 9687 nt
Organism: Phymastichus coffea
Lineage: Eukaryota; Metazoa; Arthropoda; Insecta; Hymenoptera; Eulophidae
Exons: 10
Biological process (GO): ionotropic glutamate receptor signaling pathway; synaptic transmission, glutamatergic; modulation of chemical synaptic transmission
Cellular component (GO): plasma membrane; postsynaptic membrane
Molecular function (GO): transmitter-gated monoatomic ion channel activity involved in regulation of postsynaptic membrane potential; NMDA glutamate receptor activity
Source: RefSeq, a predicted model, not a curated record
GCCCGGAGGAGGCCGUCGGGGCGCGGACCGCGGCGGCUGAGGCGCAGGUCGGGCGGGGGGCGGGCGCGGGCAGUGACGUCACGGGAGGGCGCGCGCCGAGGGAGGGAGUGGCAAGCGGGCGCUGCGAAGAUGGCUGGCAGCAUCCAGUCUGAGAGCGGCGGAAGCAGCGGCGCCGACUCGCGCUCCGCGAACGACGCCUGACCGGACGACGAGCUGCUCCACUGCGCGCGCUGCCCGACGACGAGAGCCGACGGGCUCCGCAGCGGCGCGGCCCCGUGCGCGAUGCGGCCCGGUGGCGCCCAGCGCAGCCGACGACCCAGCCAGCGCGAGUGCGCCCCGGGCGGCCAGGGCAGUCGGCCGCUGCGAGCCCUGCGCCGUCGCCGCCGCCGGCGCGGUCGCGGCGGGUCUGCCGCCCGUGCGAGUGCAGAUCGGCUGUUGGCUGAAAAGAUGUAACUAGGAGAGCGGCAGACAGCGAAGACAGGCGGAAAGGCUGCGGAAGAUGCGAGUUUGGUGCUUCGGGUUUGCGCUGGCUCUGUCGGGCCUCGUCGGCCUCCUUGACAGCGGCGCAGGAAGCGCUCACGGCAACGUCCACGCCGACGACGGACAGCUGGCGCAGAUGCAGGCGCAAGCUGGCGCUAAGCAGCAGCAGCAGCAGCAGCAGCAGCCGAUUACGGAGGUCAAGUCGGGCAAAGCGCGGGGCCGCGUCGGAGGGGGGAGCCAGGUCGGCGGCACUUGGCGGCUGCUGGUGGUGCUGGCGCAGAGCCAGCCGAGCCGGGCGGAGGUGCAGCGCGCCUGGGACGACGCGGUGCGCGAGCUCGUGCAUCUGGACGUGGAGUUGGGCUGGCUGGAGGCCGGCCAACCGCAGGAGCAGCGUCCGCAGCAACCGAGCCACCCCACUGCGCUCGUCUCCGCCUUCUGUCACGAGAUCCAGCGCGGCAAGACCAUUCUGUUGUUGGUCCUGGGUGGCGGCCCGCCGGCGCGCUUCCUCCUCACCGCCGCCAACUCCAUUCGCAUGCCCAGCCUCUGGAUGCCCUUCACCCACCGCGACUUCGUCAGGCAGGGCCGAGAAGACAGCCUGGAGAGCCGCAUCGGCUCGAGCUCGGCGGAGAUGGGCGCGGCGGCGGCGGCUCUCAUGCACAAGGCCCACUGGCACGCCUUCAACCUGCUGCUCGACCCGAGCCUCAUGCCGCUCGACAACCUCGUGAAGGAGCAGAAGCGCCGACCCAAGUCCGAGCCGGAGGCCGGCGAGACCGCCACCGGCAGCCUGCUGCCGCGCACCAUCGUCUACCUGCCGGUGGAGGAGCGCAAGCUGUCGGCCCGGCUGCGCCGCCUCUCCGAGGAGAACGGCCGCGGCAGCGUGGUCGUGCUGGCCUGCGACCUGGCCAACGCGCGCAAGGUCCUCCAACUGGCCGCCAGGCACGAGAUGCUGGCCGGUCGCUUCCUCUGGCUCUGGCUGGACCUCAAGGCGGAGCUCAGGUAGGCCACCGGCGCACCGCCAGCCCCCCACCGGCCGCUCACGAUCGCUUCGCGCAGGGCCGGCGAGUCGAGCGCGCCGGGGCCGCAGACGGCGGGCGGCGCGGCGCCCGCCGAGCGGCCGCCCGGCCCGGCCCACGAGCAGCCCGGCCUGCAGCAGCAGCCCUGGCGGGCCGCGCGGCCCGCGCCCGAGCCGCCCGAGGAGGAGCCCGAGCGCGGCCCGGCCGGCUCGCCCCGCAGCUUCAUGCCCGUGGGCAUGCUGGCGCUGCGCGCGGCCGGCGCGCGCGCCGCCGGCCCCGAGUCGCUGCUGGGCCGCGGGCUGCGCGAGGCGGCCGCGGCGCUGGACCGCGCCAUGCUGGAGACGCGCUCGCGCUACGCGCGCUUCCCGGACGCGCGGCUGCGCGAGCUGUUCGCGGCCGAGUGCGCCGGCGGGCCCGGCGCCGAGUGGCUGGGCAACGAGGUGCGCGGCAACGUGUCGCGCGCGCUGGCGCGCCGCCUGCGCGAGCACGCGGCGCGGGUGUCGCGCGCCGCCGCCGAGUUCCAGCUGCUCAACCUGCAGGGCCAGGCGCUGCCGGGCAACCGCACGCAGCUGCGCUGGAGCCGCGUGGGCGCGGUGCGCGCGGGCCGCGAGGUGCGCCUCGACACCAUCACCUGGCCGGGCGGCGGCAUCGUGCCCGCGUACGCGCGCCGCGGCGGCGAGCGCGUCGGCAUGCCCUACUACCGGGUGGUCACGGCCCUGUCGCCGCCGUUCGCCAUGGUGAUGGACCUGCAGGAGGGCGCCUGCCUGCGCGGCCUCCUCUGCCGCCACACGGGCGUCUGGCGCUGCUGCUUCGGCUACUCGAUGGACCUGCUGCGCCACGUCUCCCAGGAUCUGGAGUUCCGCUUCGAGCUGCACGUGGCGCGCGACGGGCUGUUCGGGCGGCGCCGCGGGCGCAACGGCACCUGGAACGGCAUCGUGGGCGAGCUAGUGUCGGGCCGGGCGCAGCUGGCCUUCGCCGCGCUCAGCGUCUACUCGCACCGCUCGCAGGUCAUCGACUUCAGCACGCCCUACUACUUCAGCAGCGUGAGCCUGCUGAUCGCGCCCAAGGAGCGCAACCACAUCUCGCUGCUGGCCUUUCUGCAGCCGUUCAGCCCCGAGCUCUGGAUCGCCGUGUUCACUUCGCUCAACAUCACGGCCAUGUUCGUGGCGGCCUACGAGUGGUUCUCGCCGUUCGGGCUGAACCCCUGGGGCCGCCAGCGCAGCAAGAAUUUCAGCAUCGCCUCGGCGCUGUGGGUGAUGUGGGGGCUGCUGUGCGGCCACCUGGUGGCCUUCAAGGCGCCCAAGUCCUGGCCCAAUAAGUUCCUGAUCAACGUCUGGGGCGGCUUCUCGGUGAUCUUCGUGGCCUCGUACACGGCCAACAUCGCCGCGCUCAUCGCCGGCCUGUUCUUCCACUCGACCGACAACAACUACAAGAGCCGCAGCCUCCUGCUGCAGCGCGUGGCCGCGCCGCGGGCCUCGGCGGCCGAGUUCUACGUGCAGCAGGCGGACCCGCGGCUCUGGUCGUACAUGGCGCGCUUCUCCGUGGGCGACGUUGCCGACGGCGUGGCUCGGCUGCUCAACGACAGCCUGGACGUACUGAUCGCCGACACGCCCAUCAUCGACUACUACCGCGCGACCGACAACGGCUGCCGCCUCGAGAAGAUCGGCGACAGCAUCAAGGAGGACACGUACGCGGUGGGCCUGUCGCGCGGGCACCCGCUGCGCGAGAGCAUCAGCCGCGCGAUCGCCAACUACUCGAGCACGGGCCUGCUGGACAUCCUGCAGGAGCGCUGGUACGGCGGCCUGCCGUGCGCGCGUGGCGCCGCCUCGGGCCUGGGCUUCGACGGCCAGCCGCACCACGGCGGCCAGCCGCGGCCGCUGGGAGUCGCCUCGGUGGCCGGCGUCUUCUGCUUGCUGGGCCUCGGCGUCGCCCUCGGGCUGCUCAUCCUCGUGGGCGAGCACAUCUUCUACCGCUACAGCCUGCCCAAGCUGCGCCAGUGCCCCAAGAACUCCAUCUGGCGCAGUCGCAACGUCAUGUUCUUCUCGCAAAAGCUCUACCGCUUCAUCAACUGCGUGGAGCUGGUCUCGCCGCACCACGCGGCGCGCGAGCUCGUGCACACGGUGCGCCAGGGCCAGAUCACCUCGCUCUUCCAGAAGAGCGUCAAGCGGUCUGAUUUAUUCCAGAAGGAGCACGAGCAGCGUCGCCGCCGCAAGAGCAAGGCGCAGUUCUUCGAGAUGAUCCAGGAGAUACGCAGAGCCCAACAGGAGGAGAAGGUGGAAGCCGCGGCCGCGGCGGCCGGCGAACAGUCCAGGGGCGCCAUCCGCAAGGAGCUGGCCCAGCCGGAGCGGCGCAGCCGUAGUCGCAGCCGCAGCCGCAGCAAAAGCCCGCGGAUGCCCAGCCGCGGCGAGAGCCGCAGCCGCAGCUCGGGCAGUCUGGAGCCGGGCGGCGCCGAGGCCGCGAGGCCGCGCGAAUUCACGCUCAGCAGCUCCAACUUGCGCGCGCGCAGCCCGCUGGAGCUGGUGGGCCGACGGCUCAGCCACGGGGACGGCGGCUCGCCGCCGCGCACGCCCCAGUCGACCGCGCGCCAGGCGGCGCAGCGCGGCGAGAGUCUCGCCGCCUCGCCGCGCCAGCAGCGCAGCCCCGCCAGGAGGGGCCAGUCCUUCCCCGUGUUCGCCAGCUCCCAGGUGUCGAGGAGUCCACUGCUGUCGCCGAGCACCGAGCUGACCUCGGCGGUCGGACGCAAGCUGUCGCGCGAAUGGGGCUCGGGCAUCGACUUGAGCAAGUCGUCGGAGGGCUUGGGGCCGCCGGCGCCGGCCUGCCUCGGCGCGGAGCCGCCGGUGCCCGCGCCACAGCAGCCGCAGCCGCAGCCACAGCAGCAGCAGCAGCAGCAGCAGCCGACGCCGCGGGAGCGGGAGCAACGGCGCAAGAGGGUCCACGGGGACGCGCCGGCGGGGGCGGGGGCGGGGGCGGCGGCGGCGGCGGCGGCGGCGGGGGCGGGCACGCAGCCCACGCGCAGGGCCCGCAGCCACGAGAGCCGGGACAAGGGCGCGAGCGGCGAGAAGGCCGCGUCGCCGCGCUUCCCCGUGCAGUCGUCGGUCGGCGGCCAGACGGCCAGCCAGCGCGCCAAGCGCCAACUCGAGUCCGAGCUGAAGGCCAUCCUGACGGCGCGCGCGCACCACCUGCAGCUGCAGCCGCCAUGAUUGCCGGACUGCACGGGCCUGCUCCAGGGGAGCAGCCUCGACUCCCACAUCACCGUGCUGUUCACCGACUCGAGCGAGCGGCCACAGCGGCGCCGGCGGCGCGCCCAGCCGGACGACCAAUGCACCUAGACUCGUCAAUUGCUCUACUCGCCGGCGCGACCCUCCGCGCGCCCGACUACUUCCACUUGCCUGCUGCACUCACCGCGCGCACGCUCGCUCCUUCGCUUCUUCACCUAGAUCUGCGCCCCUCCUCCGCCGAGAUGUCUCUGCCUUCGAGCUCCGACAACAAACAGCUUGCGCGCUCUGCUCGACGAUUCUCCGCAACGAUGCGAGCCUUAGUUUAGCGUUAUUGUGCCACGUGUCUUAUCUAUCGAACGGGGGAAUAAACAUAAGUUGAGCGAACAGAACUGAUAAAUUUAAUGACAAGUCGUGAGCGAGGCCUUAGAACGAAUGCAUACAUAUAUGUAUAUGUAUAUCCGCCCAACAGUACUCAACUCGGAUACCAAUUAUUAUCGAACCUUUUCACAUUCAUAUUAGACACUAAUCGUUUGAACCUCCACUCGUGACGUCCUCGGGCAAGGCAACAUCUCGUUCCUUCCUUAGCUGUGCUCGAUUCCGCAACCGAGACCACUUGCUUCUACACACUAAUCGGUGUACCGUAUACGUAUUUUGGUUACCGUACGCACUAUUCUUAGGUCAGGUCGAGCUGCGCGUCGGUGGCGAUUGAUACGCUCGCGUUAUUUUUUUUCGUUUCUCUUUCGCGAACGCACGCACUGCGUUUCAAUAUUUAUCCAUUCGAACACAAAUCCUCGUUUAAAAGUGCUACGGUGAAAUUCGACGAACGAAAAGAGCUCCAACGAUAAUGACGUCGGAAGUGAACGUAAAUGAUUUAAUGAUUUUCAUAAUUAAUUACUUAGACGAUAACGAUUUGGCGAUUAUUUCAAGUGGCACUCGGUCGGUUGGCUGAGAUGCCAGUCGUUUGGAAAAGGUUGCGGGUUGCGGGAGAAAAACGAGACGAGAAAUCGGUUGCGUAAUCGGCAUACCGAUCUAAGUGCUCGAAAAAUAAGUGGAUUUUACUCGGUGCCUGGGCCAAGUCGCCAAAGGUUUCACCGCCAAGGCAAUAACUAUAUGAAACGGAGCUUCGAUUUCGCCUUGCCGACCGACGUCACCAGUGCGAACGCCUUUGCGAAAAUUUGAAAACAACCAGCCAACAAGUUUUCAAGUGCAUCGAAUAAAUCGUCGUGGCGUUUCUCGAAUGCAAGAUUAAGGGUAGACCAGCGCCUGACUGACCGAUCAGUUCUAUCUGAAACUCGUUGCUCGUACAGUAAUAUCCUUAGCAGCUGUUGUGAAGUGACAAGCCGUGUUAAUUAUUCCAAAAGAAGCACACGGUUACUCGAAGGAAAGUGCUCGUUAAUGUUUAUAUCCGAUAUCUCGCACAUGUACCAAAUAGCGAAAACAGAUGGAUGUUGCAAAUAAAUAAUUUAGAGUAGAGUAGAGCUGCCGUUCCAUGAGAAUCGAGGCGAAUACACUCAACAGAUAGCCUCCUUUACACGUCGAAUUCUGAGCAAAUCUCUAAUUUUCAUUUGUCGUUGAUAUAUACGUACAAGGUAUAUCGAUCGGUUUUUACGCACGCAAGAGUUAUCGGGAAAAAAUAAUGAAAACAAGCGCAUUUAGCCACUAUAAUGAAUAAUCAACAUCCAGCACAUUAACUACACAUUUUAUCCAUGAAUUUUUAACGUAGUCGAACUGACUUUAUAUCCGAUAUCGCAGUAUAAUAAGUAGUUCUGGGAAAAAAGUAUAGCGAUCAUAACGUUUGAGAUAAAUUAGUGGAAGCGAGAAGCGUGUAGAGGGCAGUGCGAGUUGGAGACUGUUGUGAAGCCUAAGCAAAUCAAAUUGAUGACGGAGGACUUGAUACAUACAUAAGCUAUAUUGCGCUCGAACGGGAAAAGAUAUAGCUGGCAAUUCUGCGCAAUUCACUCGAAGCGGCGAGAUCUGUCUGUGAUUUAGUUAAGUGGCCCUUCAUCUCCUCAUCUCUCUGCAUCUUCGAAAUGUUGGCAUACGCAUCACACGAUAAUUUAAGCAAAUGAACGAGCCGUUGUUUCGAAAGUCUCUUGUAAAUAUCUAUAAAUACGAUUGCCCCUCGACGGGAACGACGACGAGGAAGGCCGCGAGAAACGGAAUUGGAAGGAUAAGGCGCGCGACGGUCGAUUCUCUCGGCCUCGGUCUCGGCCUCGGCCUCGACUCGGUGUACUCCCGGAGUGAACGGAUCGCGGCUCAAGUCGCCGAGUGCGCGCGGACCGGGUUGCGUUGGAUAGAGGCCUACAAGCGCUGGCCACGCUCCUGCCACCACGUGUUUCUGAAGUAUCAUCAUGUGUCAAAUUUACAACGAUCUGCCCUCCAGAAGAGCGUUUUUCGCCUCGACAGAGAAACCAAAGUUCUGCAAGAAACGGCUGAAAUUCUAAUGUUUGCCUUGCAUCUUUACUGUUAUAGGUACGUCGUUCAGAAAACAAACAAAACAAGUAAAAAAAAUGAGUGAUAAUCUUCGACGAGAGAAGAGCCAAAAAUUUAAGUACGAUAAGAAGUAGCGCGAAAGGCGCGAGUAUAGUCGUAUUAGAAUUAUUAUUAUUAUUAUUAUUAUUAUUAUUAUUAUUAUUAUUAUUAUUAUUAUUAUUAUUAUUAUUAUUAUUAUUAUUAUUAUUAUUAUUAUUAUUAUUAUUAUUAUUAUUAUUAUUAUUAUUAUUAUUAUUAUUAUUAUUAUUAUUAUUAUUAUUAUCAUUAUCAUUAUUAUCAUCAUUAUUAUUAUUAUUAUUAUCAUCAUUAUUAAACGCAGCUACUCGUUGAACGACAAGUUAUACAUAAGCAAAGCUUGUAGGGGAUGAUUUUUUAGAGUUUAGAGAGCAAAUUUCUAUGAAAACUGCAAGCAAUGGUAUCACGCGGCGAGGUCAACACCCAUUCGAUGCGACUUGCCGUAUACAGAGGCGCCUGCGCCUGCCGCUCGGAGCUCCAGAACCGUCGCGAUCGUCGUGUCGUCGCGUCGCUUCAUCUUUUGUAUGGUAAUAACGAUGGCAAUAAACACAAGUGCACACUACAUUGCGAUUCGAAAAGCCAGCAUCGGCGCUCGUUACCCGCCGCCGAUCGUAGCUUCGCGCAGACUGCGUUUCGGCCGCGGCGCUCAUUAGGAAGCCGCUGCACGAGCAGCGAACGCAGAUCGCAAGCGGAGCUUCUCGCCGUUCCCAAGUCGGAACGUGUCCAAACGAUUCGCGAUCCCGAUCGGCAAUCGAGCGUAAAACCGAUCGGCGCCGGUUCGACCAUGCAUCGUAACAGCAGUCGAGACGCCAAUGUCAACAGGACGUUGCUCUGCAUCUCUCUCCGUCAGAGGUCAACACUGCCACGGUUCGGCUAGUUUUAAUUUGCUCGUCAAGUAACGUACAAACAGCCUGCCCGUCGGAUUUUCCGGUAGCGCGACUAUAUUACCUUGAAUUGUGGCGCAUCGGAAUCCUCAGGUACCCACAGCCAUUAAAACGAAACGAAACGAAACGAAACGACUAUAUUACCGAUCAAUCGAUCAAACGCAACAACGAUCGCGCGAUGUAGCGUCGACGAGACAAGCGUUGAAUUGCGAUCAAAUCCAAAUAAUUGUGCGGUUCAAUUAAUGCUAAGAUUGCUGCUCUUCAUAUUCUAUUAUUAUCAUCAUUAUUAUCAUCACUAUUACCGUUACAUCGUUGUUAUUGCUAUGAAAAGGAGAUGGCGAACGAAGGGUUGCGUGUGCCUGCUGCGUCUUUUCAUGUGUUUUUCUCGGAUUCGUCUUUCACUCCUAUUAUGCGAAUUGCUCAGUGAUAAAUUAAUAAAAGAAUGCAACGUACUCUACUGCAAUGAAUUCUAAAAUAGCAUCUAUAUCGAGAAUAAGUUGUGCGAAUUCUAAAUUGUGCCAAAAGAUAAAAAAAUAAAGGUUAAACGAAAUAAAUAAGUGAUUGUAUACGAUGGGUAGACGCAUGGGUUUGCAGCAAAAAUAUUGACGAUUUGUCGUAACCGACCGUUUGCUUGGCUCGAAGCGAGCAGAAGUAAGUCGAGUGUAAUUUGGGGGCGCUCGUCAACCCUGCGAAUGUGUGACACGGCAAAGCCAUGAGAAGCGUGUGAAUUGCGAAUCGGCAAUGAAUGAGAAAUACGAGAAACAAAUAGCAGCUCGUAAAGUGGCAGAGCGAGCGAAGUCGACGCGGUUGGAUUAGGCAGCCUUGUGGACAGCCCCAAACGAGCGCCGCGAUAAGAGACGCGCUGACGCGCUGGAGACGAUGACGUUGGAAUGGUGAUUCGUUGUGGUAGCGCACAGGCGUUGUAUAGGCUAUAGGUUCCUCGCGCGCGAUCUACCUCGUCUCCCAAUUGUUACGCCUACUUCUAUAUCUACUAUGAAAAAACUACACUGUUAUUGUUGAAGGAAAACUCCAUAUUAUUAACAAAUCAAUGAAUAAAUAUAUUAUCUCAAAGAUCACAGGUCUUUCAUUUGCGACCGAAUUUGUCGGCUGGCCGUGGCAUUUGGUUUGCGCGCAAACGCAUCUCUAGACGACGCUCGAGUGCUUACCCGCACAUCAAAGUCGAGUCAUGUUAUGUGUCCCCUUGCAGCAAUCAAGCUGCGAAUCCGUACGAAACACUCGCGGAAUAAGCGAAAAGUACGCGCUACGAACGACUGAGAACAAGUAUAAAGAAGCACGAGAGACUUGCGGAAAAUGUAACUUGCCGUACGUUCGUUCGAUUUCACAAAGAUUGCAAAGAUACAUAGAGAAUAUUUGGAAUAGCCCGUUGGCUGAAUUGUUUACCUCGCUCGUUUAUCUCUGUCGUUUCGAAUGCAAUUUCACUCGGCGCGAUUGUCGAAUGCCCGUCAACGAAUUUCAAUAGUGCAAUAUUUGCAUAUCGCCUGCUCCAGUUUCAUAUUCUAUCUCACGGAGAAAGCAGUCACACUCGAAAAAUCGCGUUACACCGAGUAGUAUAAUUCGAUUUGU